GAGGGCGACAGAAGGAUGGACUCUGCUGGAGUGAAGAUGGAGGCCGUUGGCCCGGCGGGACUGGCGCAGCUGCUCAAGAUGCCCACCCUCACCAAAAGCUCAGGUUUUGAACCAGAGCUACGGCGAUCCAAGAGGUCAGUGUUUUUACACUCCGGAGUGAGAAUCUGCCCCCAGGAGACCAUCAGUGAGGUGAUCGCCAGCCACCAGGCGUACUACCAGCUCAGAGUUUGUCAGGAGGCGGUGUGGGAGGCAUUCAGGAUCUUCUUCGACAGGAUUCCGGGGACGGCCGAGUACCAGCGAUGGGUUCACACGUGUCAGCACGAGUCGCUCUGCAUCUCUGACCUCGCCAAAAACUUCAGCGGCUCAGAGGAGCACAUGAGCAUGAUUCAGCGGAGGAUGGACCGGCUGAGAGACAGGAGGCCUUCAUCACGGGGAGCGACGACUCCGGCACCGACGCAGAAGCUCCCAGAGAUCACAGGUCCUGAGGCUCAGACCAACGCCCCGUCAGCGCCCCCAGUGCUCGUCACCAGCACCGCCGUCCUCUUCAGUUCUACGAGUGUCUCUUCAAGCCCCGCCCCUGACACGACCCGCCCUGCCAAGGAGCUCGAAGAGGACUCAGAGCUUCCAAACAUCGUCCCAGAGAGUCUGGUGGAGCAGAUCGUGGAGUUCAGUAUCGACCUGGUGGAUCCGGGUUACAGAGAGCUGCUGGAUGACCCGGAUUCCCCUCAGUACAUCGACCUGGCACAACACCUGCAGGACCAGAUGCAGCAUGUCUUUGACAAACUUCCUGGAUUUAGAUCCAUCCAUGUGCUGGGUAUCAGCGAGACCCAGGACGCUGACGGGCCUGGAGGAAUCUCGGUGCACUACUCUCUGGUCUUUGAGGUCAGUUCGCCUCAAAUCACCUCUGAGAUUUCAGAGAAUGCGACUGAUACGCCCAAGUCUUCCUCAGCCAACUCUGCACUCAGGGAAAUGGUGACCAAGGCUCUGCGUGAGGAGGCGUCCCUUCCAGUCGACCUGGAUUCAAUUAACUUUGAACCAGAAAAGAUCCUCCUACCAGCAUUGAGAGCCACUGCUUCAGUUGGAGUAAUGAAUCAGUCCAGCGAGCCUGAUUCACACAACGAGUUGGAAAUUUCCACUGUGGAGCCAGAGGUUGACAAACCCUGGCCGGCAGUUUCCCUCACCCCCAUGGAGAAGGAAAAUGCCCUGGUGAUCCUGCUUGACCCGACAGCAGUCCCAGAUGAUGAAGUGACAGCGGUGACCGGUGGGGUGGCAGAGGGCAGCGAUCAUCUCCCGAGCUCAGAGGACGUUACUGAUGAGUCGAUUUAUGUGAGUGAACCCGGGCCAUCAAAGAAAGAGGGGAAGGGAGAAGAAUUGUUGAUCAUUACACAUGAGAUUGAAACCAUUCAUCAUGAUGAAACCGGUGAACUUGUGCGAGACUACAUUCCCACCCCUCCUGCACUUCUUGAGCUGGAGACAGAUGCUCCCUACGUCAGUUUGUCUCCUAACCUGAUACCAGAGGGAGACCUGAGUCCUGUUGGUGAAGACAGAGAAGGUCCUAGAUUGGACACUGUUCAGAUUACCCCUACCGCUAAUAUUAAAUUCACUACAAUUCCUGCUGCAAAAGAGGCGCCUGAUGUUAGACUCUUCAUCACAACACUCUCCACCAUCACAGCCCAGCCACCCACAAAGCCAACAGUGAUACUUCAUGAAGACGAAGAAGAAAAUGCUCUUCCAAAGGACAAAGAGGAGGUACAUUUGGGUGUCUCUAAAACCCACGAUGCUGGUGAUAUUUCAGAAACAAAGGAUGUUUCAGAGUUGGAAAAUAAAGAGGGCCUGCUCGAACCAGAAAGAGGGUUGGCAGUUGAACCUGAUGAAGAAUCGCUCAUGGUUUUGCAGCCAACUGUUGAAGUUUCAGAGACAGUCAAAGAAGUAUCUGAAGUUUCAGAGAAAGUCAAAGAAGUAUCUGAAGUUUCAGAGCCAGUCAAAGAAUCAGCUGAAGUUUCAGAGACAGUCGAAGAAGUAUCUGAAGUUUCAGAGACAGUCGAAGAAGUAUCUGAAGUUUCAGAGACAGUCGAAGAAUCCGCUGAAGUUUCAGGGACAGUCGAAGAAUCAGCUGAUGUGUUUAAACUAAAAGAAGUAGUAGCUGAAAUUUCCAAGGUAGAUGAACUUCAAGAACCUGAAAAAGAAGGAGCAACUGUUUCAGACCCUGAUGAAAAAGUAGCUGAAGUAUCAGUUGAAAAAGAAGUACAUGGGGUUUCUGAACCAGAAAAAGAAGUGCCUGAAGUUUUAGAGCCAGACCAGGAAGUAUCUGAAGUUUCAGAACCAGUCAAAGAAGUAGCUGAGGUUUUCAAACCAGACAGAGAAGUGCCUGAAGUUUCAAAGCUAGAAAAAGAAGUAUAUGAGGUUUUUGACAUGGAUAAUGAAGUGCCUGAAGUUUCAGAGCCAGUAAAAGAGGUAGCUGUAGCCUCAGAGCCAGGUCAUAAAGUAGCUGAGGCCUCAAAACCAGAUCAAGAAGUAUCUGGGCCUUUGGAGCCAGAUCAAGAAGUACCUGCGCCUUCUGAGCCAGGUCAAGAACUACCUGCGCCUUCGGAGCCAGGUCAAGGAGUACCUGCGCCUUCUGAGCCAGGUCAAGAAAUACCUGCACCUUCAGAGCCAGGUCAAGAAGUACCUGCCCCUUCGGAGCCAGGUCAAAAAGUACCUGCGCAUUCAGAGCCAGGUCAAGAAAUACCUGCGCCUUCUGAGCCAGGUCAAGAAGUACCUGCGCAUUCAGAACCAGGUCAAGAAAUACCUGCGCCUUCAGAGCCAGGUCAAGAAAUACCUGCGCCUUCGGAGCCAGGUCAAAAAGUACCCGCGCCUUCAGAGCCAGGUCAAGAAGUACCCGCGCCUUCGGAGCCAGGUCAAGAAGUACCCGCGCCUUCAGAGCCAGGUCAAGAAAUACCUGCGCCUUCAGAGCCAGGUCAAAAAGUACCCGCGCCUUCAGAGCCAGGUCAAGAAGUACCCGCGCCUUCGGAGCCAGGUCAAGAAGUACCCGCGCCUUCGGAGCCAGGUCAAGAAGUACCUGCCCCUUCGGAGCCAGGUCAAAAAGUACCCACGCCUUCGGAGCCAGGUCAAGAAGUACCUGCGCCUUCGGAGCCAGGUCAAGAAGUACCUGAAGUUUCUGAAGUAGACAAUGAAGUGCCUGAAGUUUCAGAGCCAGUCAAAGAGGUAGCUGAAACCUCAGAGCCAGGUCACAAAGUAGCUGAAAAUGCAAAACCAGACACAAAAGUGCCUGAAGGCUCAGAGCCAGGUCAAAAAGUACCUGAAGGCUCAGAGCCAGGGGAAGAGUUUGUAGUAGAAUCUCAAGAAGGUGCCGUUUCAGAGUCAGAUGAAGUAAUUACAGAAGUAAUUACUACUCUAGGUAUUGAAGAGAAGGACCUUGAAGUUUCAGAGCCCAAGGCAGAAGCAGAAGAUAGCACCGUCAAAGAUCUGACAGAAGAAGCACUGCAUGAACAAACCAGUGUUUUACAACCAGAAGAGGAAAAAGCAAAAAUUACAGAAGAGGUUAAAAAAAUAGAUGAAAAUUUAAUUCCAACUUUGCAGCCUGAGCCCAAUGUGGGGGAUGUUAAAGAACCAGAGGAAGAGUCACAACUCACAGGUGUAGAAGAUGUUUCAGAACCAAAAGGAGAGGUGGUUGAUGCCGCAGGAUCAGAAAAACUAGUGCCAGAGGCCUCUGAACCUGAAGCAAAAGUAAUUGAGGAAGAGCCAGCUGAUGUGAAACCAGCAGAAGAAGAGGUUCCAGCACGAGAUAAUAAAGAUGUCGAAAGAAAGGAGGAAGAGGUUUUGCGGGUAGAACAAGUUAAACCUCCAGCAGAAAAAACUGCAGAACCAGAAACUGCACCGACAAGGGAAAGCCAAGUACCCAAAGUAACAGAAAUGGCACCUGUGGAAGUUUGGACUGCAGAAUCAGAAAAGGAGCAAGAAGAAGUACCAGAACCGACUGAGUCGGUGGUAGAGAUGAAAAAGGUACCAAACGAACCAGGACCUGGGAAAGAUUUAGAAGUACUGGAUGUAACUGAGGUCCCACUACCACAAUCUGAAGAAGUCGUGGAACAAGUGAAGGUUGCUGAAAGCCCAAAACCAAAAGAAGCUUCUCAACUUGUCAAAGGCACAGCUGACAGUUUACCACCAGAGGAAAAGCUACCAGAAGCCUCAGAGCCAGAAUCUAAAGAAGAGGUAAUAGAGGAAGUCCAACAAUCAGAAGGGGAGCAUCUUCAUGGCCUAGAAUCGGAUCCAGGGGAGGGGAUAGUAGAGAUGUUAGAACCAGAACCUAAAAAAGAUGCUACUGAGCCACCAGCUGAAUCAAUUAAAAUCCUGCACCCCUUGGAUGGUGUGGACAACCUUCCUUUUGGAGAGGAUGCUGUUCAGGUCAUUGAAGAUAAAAACCUCCUGCAUCCUGUCAGACCUGAUUAUCAUCACCCAGCAGAGGAGCAUAAUUUACCCGUCAUACCAGUCCAGCCUUCCAGCGAAGAUGUAGUCAAACCUGACCAUGACUAUCCCAUCAUUGAUCAUUUUUACAACGAGGAGGAUGUAGAGAGUGUAGACGCUCAGGUGGAGCAUGAAACCGAUUCCGCCACAAUGACAGAAACGACAAAAGGCGAUUCACACUUGGAGACAAUCUCUGAUAUCACAGAAGUGACAGCUGCAGACACGACAGGCACAUCAGAGGGCACAGAAGCCACUGAAGAGUUGCCAGAGGAGACACAAAAAAGUGAUUUAUCCCCAGAAACAGACAUCAGUGUGACAUCACCACCCGCUUCAUACUCAUUGCCUACACCUCCAGCAACUUCUGUCGAUGUUUCUGAAGUGUUUUUACCCAUCCCAGCAAUUGACUCUGGACUCUUUGAGGUAGCAGAGGAAUCUGAAGUCCCCAUUGUUACUGAGUCUCCUGAGGGUGAUAGCGCUGAGCCGGAGGUCGAGUCAGAGCAAAGCGAGCCAGCUGUCGUCAUUAUCGAUGAAGACUUGGGAGGCUACGUAAAAAAAGAAGGCGGAAGCCCCACCACCCCGCCGGAUGCUACCGAAGACAUGGUGGAAGAAGCUGUGCAGGACCUGGCUGUGGAGCUGGAUCAAACCAGCGUGGUGGCCACAGAACCAAAUGAGCUCCUGGAAAAGGGUGAAGAGGGGAGUGGCUUCUUGUCUGUGCAGGAGGAACACAGGACCAUCGUCACCACGGCCACACCUCCACUGAGAUACCUAACCACUCCCACCAUGACCUCGGCCAGCCACGGCCGGGAGCUGGUGGUGUUCUUCAGCCUGCGCGUCACUAACAUGGACUUCUCUGAGGACCUCUUCAACAAGACUUCGCCUGAGUACAGGUCCCUGGAGAACACCUUCUUAGACGUGCUGCUGCCGUUCCUGCAGGCCAACCUGACAGGCUUCAAAAAACUGGAGAUCCUCAACUUCAGGAAGGGCAGCGUGGUCGUCAACAGCAAGAUGAAGUUCGCCAAGUCGGUGCCGUACAACAUCACCGAGGCGGUCCACUGCAUCCUGGAGGAGUUUUGCACCGCUGCCGCCAAGAAGCUGCACAUCCAGAUUGACACCCACUCUCUGGACAUCGAACCAGCUGAUCAGGCCGAUCCCUGCAAGUUCCAAGCCUGCGGUGAGUUUUCUCGCUGCGUGGUGAACGCCUGGACGAAGGAGGCGGAGUGUCAGUGCCAGUUGGGCUUCGUGUCAGUGGACGGCCUGCCCUGCCAGAGCCUGUGUGUCCUCCAGCCGAACUACUGCCAAGGAGGGGAGUGCCGCAUAGUUCCCGGAUACGGAGCCGUGUGCAGACACAAAGACGGCUAUUCCCUCCCAGGCCUUUCCAGUUAAGAGAAUAUAAAGGAUCGGACGGCACCUGAGAACACCACCACAGG
Messenger RNA from Oreochromis niloticus (Nile tilapia), 5891 nucleotides. Its product is annotated as interphotoreceptor matrix proteoglycan 1a. Lineage: Eukaryota; Metazoa; Chordata; Actinopteri; Cichliformes; Cichlidae. The transcript has 15 exons. Gene Ontology annotation, biological process: visual perception. Bases 16 to 5847 code for a protein of 1943 amino acids. The record is from RefSeq and is a predicted model, not a curated record.